AUGGCUCUCCAUCAAGCUACAAGCAAUUCCAAUGCUCCUGUAAAGGACAAGCUCAUCUUCGCGCCAGGCCAUUCUCCCGACGACGCCCACCGCGCCGCACAAUUCACCAAGUUCCGCCUCCACCGCAGCGACCUAUCAGCGGACCCACUGAUCCAAUUCCACCAGUGGUUCAGCGCGCCCGAACUCCAAUCGCACAUCCCCGAGACGGUGACGCUGUCGACGGCCGAGCUGCCGUCGGGCCGCAUUUCCUCGCGGACGGUCUACCUGAAAGAACUCGACAAGAGCGGCUUCGUCAUCUACUCGAACCUCGGCACGAGCCGCAAAGCCGCCGACCUGGCCAGCAACCCGUACGCCAGCCUGUGUUUCUGGUGGAAGCCCGUCGAGAGACAGGUGCGGGUCGAAGGGCGCGUCGAGCGGCUCACCCCGGAGGAAAGCCAGGUCUACUUCGACACGCGCGCGAGGGGGAGUCGGAUCGGCGCGUGGGCCAGUCAGCAGACGAGUGUGCUCAAGGCCGAAUCUUCUUCUUCUUCUUCUCCCGAUGACGACGACGAUGGACGUGCCGAACUCGAAGCUCGCGUCAAAGAAGUUGAGGCGCGCUUCGAAGGCCAAGACCACAUCCCCGUGCCUCCGUUCUGGGGCGGCAUCCGCGUCAUCCCGGAUACCAUGGAGUUCUGGCAGGGGAGGGAAAGUCGAUUACAUGACCGAUUCCGCUAUACCCGAGCAGAAGGGGAAGGCGAGAAGGGGUGGAAGAUUGAAAGACUUGAUCCCUAG
This is a messenger RNA of Capronia coronata CBS 617.96, 771 nucleotides long. RefSeq names its product pyridoxamine 5'-phosphate oxidase. Gene Ontology annotation, molecular function: FMN binding; pyridoxamine phosphate oxidase activity. Bases 1 to 771 code for a protein of 256 amino acids. The record is from RefSeq and is a predicted model, not a curated record. Lineage: Eukaryota; Fungi; Ascomycota; Eurotiomycetes; Chaetothyriales; Herpotrichiellaceae. The transcript is spliced from 2 exons. Gene Ontology annotation, biological process: pyridoxine biosynthetic process.